UUGUAUUGGAAUUAAUGACAAUCUUUUGAAAAAAAAAAUCUAUGAUGUGUCAGCUUGCUUAGUAAUUAAACUGCAGAGUUUCUCUUCCUCGGUAAGAUAAGACCAAGAAAUAGGAUUUAUAGCUAAGCAUGGUCAGAUAAGCAGCGAGACCAGCAUCAUCCCCAGCAGCAAAGUGAAGCAGCUCUGAAACAGGAGAUGGAGUGGGGUAAACAUCACUCCAUCAUGUGACAAUUGCUGGCCUCACUGGCAGCUCCUGCGGGGAGCAUCACCGAGGGUCACAAUUCCACAUCUAAAGUUAGCAGUGGGGUAAGGCUGGCACUGGGGAGGGCCAGCAGGCAGCUGCUCAGGGAGAUUUCCAAAUCCUGCAGCACGGCCGCCCUGAUACACGAGAAUCAAUUACUGCAAACCUUCCACGAUGGUCAAAAUGUGGCAUUAAAUAAUUGAGUAUCACAUCAAAUCGUGUCUGCAAUUAGUUAUCUGGAAAAGUAAUUAUGCAACAAAAUCAAGUAGCUGAAAUUAGUGGUGUGAAGCACCCUGAUAAUUCGAAGACUGUAGGAGAUUUUUUUUUCAUUUCACUUGUAACAUGGAGUUGUAAGUACCUAACUAAUUCUUUAUUGAAAUAAAAAAGUCUUGCUCAAUUGUAAUUCUUGUCAUUAGUUACAUCUGCAAUAGAAGAUACAUAGCACAUAAAACAGGUGUUAAUGACUAAGUUGGUUUUGUUUAAAGUAAAAACGAGCUGUGGAAUAGAAUGUCUUGCAAGAAGUACAUUUAAAGUCAAAUCUGUUUUGAUUUAGGGAGGAAACCAGCCUAAAUUUCUGUCCUUUGUCUCUUACACCAGUAGUGUGAGUUGAUUUGGAGAAUAGAGUUGAAAUACCCUAAUGGGAAAAUGUGUUCUUUUAAAAUAGUUAUGUUCAAUUUAACAACAUAGAUGUUGUGAAAGGUUAGAAAAGCCAUUAAAAUAUAAUUUACACUAAUAGAAGUCGUUAGCUUGCAUUAGCUCACUUAUUCAAAACAAACAAGAAAAAUAUAAUGAAUCAAACCAGACUAUAUAUCCAGUAUAACAGACUGAAGUGUAAACGCUCACAUGAACAUUGUUUAACAGCUUAUAAAUCCAGGGAAAUGUCUAAUUAUGCAAUCAUGAUAAACCUGAUUAUUUUGAAAAUGGCUUCUGAUAGUAACUGUUGUCAUGUGUGUGCCAUAACUGAUAGGAAAAUUAUUUCUAAUCGGUAGAUCUGUACAGAAUUUGAUCGCGAUGUGUUUAGUACUUAAAAAUCUGAACUGAUAAAGAGUAGUUGGCUAGUCAUGUUACUUAAGCUGCUCCCAAAAUAGCACCUUCCUUUUUGGGUAGAGUUAGGUUUGCAGCUGUUGUCUCUAUCUGUUGUCUCUGAAGAAAAUUUUAACAUUAAGUGUUGCUGACGUCAAUUUUUUUCUUUUUUUUACAGCUGAUGUGGGCUUUGCCCCUGACAGAAGUUAUUUGGUUCUAGCUCUGAGUUUGGAAGAAGUUGGUAUAUAGAUUUUCCCCUAACUUUCAAUUGAUGUGUUUAGCUUUAGUGGGAGUAAUACUAUCACUUAAACCAUGUUGUCGUCUCAAGGAGUUUUGCUACAUCCCUAUGGAGUGCCAAUGAUUCUGCCUGCAGCACCAUACUUCGCUGGACUUGUUCAGGGUAAUCAGGAAGCUACAGCACCUCCUGACACAAUGGCACAGCCUUAUGCCUCAGCCCAGUUUGCUCCACCUCAGAACGGUAUCCCUGCAGAAUACACAGCCCCACAUCCGCAUCCAGCUCCAGACUACACAGGCCAAAGCACUGUUCCAGAGCACACGUUAAACAUGUACCCUCCUGCCCAGACACACUCUGAACAGAGUGCAGCUGACACAAAUGCACAAACUGUCUCCGGCACAGCCACACAGACAGAUGAUGCAGCACAGACCGAUGGCCAGCAACAGACACAAUCCUCUGAAAACACAGAAAACAAAUCACAGCCCAAACGGCUCCACGUCUCAAAUAUACCAUUCAGAUUCCGGGAUCCAGAUCUUAGACAAAUGUUUGGUCAAUUUGGUAAAAUCUUAGAUGUUGAAAUUAUUUUUAAUGAGCGAGGCUCAAAGGGAUUUGGUUUCGUAACUUUCGAAAAUAGUGCUGAUGCGGACAGGGCGAGGGAGAAAUUACACGGCACCGUGGUAGAGGGCCGUAAAAUCGAGGUAAAUAAUGCCACAGCGCGUGUAAUGACAAAUAAAAAGACCGUCAACCCUUACACGAACGGCUGGAAAUUAAAUCCAGUUGUUGGUGCAGUUUAUAGUCCAGAGUUCUAUGCAGGCAGGGUGCUGCUGUGCCAGGCAAACCAGGAGGGAUCUCCCGUGUACAGUGCCCCCAGUUCACUAGUAUACACAUCCACAAUGCCAGGAUUUCCCUACCCUGCUGCGACCGCAGCCGCCGCGUACAGAGGUGCCCACCUACGAGGCCGGGGUCGCACGGUGUACAACACGUUCCGAGCAGCAGCUCCCCCUCCUCCCAUCCCAGCCUACGGCGGUGUUGUAUACCAGGAUGGAUUUUAUGGUGCAGACAUUUAUGGUGGUUAUGCUGCCUACCGGUAUGCCCAGCCUGCCACUGCCACUGCAGCUGCCUACAGUGACAGAAAUCAAUUCGUCUUCGUUGCAGCAGAUGAAAUUUCUUGUAACACCUCUGCAGUUACGGACGAGUUUAUGCUGCAGACCCCUACCACCACACACUUGCUCCAGCAGCCACCUACGGCGUUGGUGCCGUGGCUAGUAUAUACCGAGGGGGAUACAGCCGUUUUGCUCCAUACUAAAUGACAAAACCAUAAAAACCUUCCAAUGUGGGGAAAAAGGAAGCUUUCCGAGGCCUGGGUAUUGCAAUACAUGCAGUAGUGCAUCAUUUUAGCAACUCUAAAAAGAGGAAAAAUUACAUUUUUUAUCUUAUACCUCAGAUAUUUUGUUCUGUGUAUUUUAAUAUUGUGGGUCUUUAAUUUCUGGAGGUUCCGUAGUUUGAUUGCUGGCUGUAGAAGUUUUUGUGGUUGAUCUAGAAAGCUGCUAGAUAUGAAUAAAAACUGUUUUAGGGCCACAAUCAAGAGUGCUAUAUCAUGUAAAUGAAUUAUAUAUGCUGAAUAUUAAGCUAUCGGGGUUAUCACAUGUUUUGUAAGAGUGUAAGUGACUACAGUAGUCAUUUUUUUCUGCAUCUACAUUUAUUUUAGUUUAUGAGAGGGAGGGGGGAAAUUGGGGACAGGGGAAUGGGGUUUGGCUAAAAUAUAAAUUAAUGAAGCAAAAAGGGGCCCCACUGCACCAACUAUCAUAUAUCACCUGUCUUAAAUUAUUCACUGUUUGUUCAAAGCCAAAGGUUAUGUUCUUAUUAGGGGUGCUUCUGUCGACACUUGUACAUAAAAAUCAGAUUGAAAGCUGUCCGAAGGCACCCUUUUAAAGCAUUCCACCAGGCAGUAUUCAGCUAUUUAACCAUAACUAGUUAUUUAGGCAAAAACUGCUAGUUAGACCAUUAACAAGCAUUCUUUUUAUAUUUCUUCCAGUAAAAUAAAUUAUUGAUAUCAUUGCUGACUUUUAUAUUAUGGGAGGGAAAAAAAUAAUAAAAAAAAAACAAUAAUAAAAAGGUGAUAAAAGCACUGUUUCUAUUUUUUUCUUUUUUUUCCAAAAAAGAAAGUAAUAAAAACUUAAAUUCUUUGUACCAGUAAAAAAAAAAAAAUGUAUAAAAUUUACAUCCGUGCAGUGGAGUUGUUAAGUUCUAGAAAUACACAGCCUAUGAUGCUUUAGACUUAGCCUAGUAGACCAACUGUUAGAGACAGACGUAUCAUUUUUAUGGAAUUAUAUGAUAAUCAUAUUCAGAUUUAUAUAAGCAUUUUACAAGUAUUGCAAUCAUUGAGUAGAGAUAAUCAUGGUAUUUUCAUCAGCUUGGUACUUUUUGAAACAUGACUGUGUCGUGUAAGCAAUCUGCAAUUUUUCAAGGCGUGACAACUCGCCCCCCUGUUCGAUUUCCAAACCCCACCGUUCGAUUUCCAAACCCGAACCGAGGCCAUUCUGCUCGAUAUCGGGCCCAAGACAAGUUUUGCACCUGGGACAAAAGCAGGACCUUCUCCCACCCCAGCGCUGCUGGGAGGAGCCGCCGGUCGCGCCCCGGCCGGCGCCGCCCAGCAGCGCCCGGGAAACGCUUCCAGGCACCAUUGAAAAAUUGCAGUUUGUCUGUGCAUAUGUUUGGACUCUUUCCAUGUUGUCCUGUUUACAAGUUAACCUAAGUUGGGGUGUUUGUCACGGGUCUUCUUGGUUUUGUAUUUAAAUAAAUAAACGCGGCAAAGCGUCCCGCCAGGGGUUUGCUGCAGGUAGUUAUAUCCUCAUGUGUAACGUGCUGCCUCCCGGCCAGCACCUUAGUAAAUGAUCAACUCACCGCUGUGAACCUGCCAACUUGCUAUAACAACUCUGCUUUAAAAAAAAGUGUUUGUGAUCAGGCUUUCUCUUUGUCAUCGUAUGUGCAUGCAGUAUGAUCAGUUGAACAAUAACCAUCAAUAAAGUUUCACAAGAUUUGAAAACGAAGUUUCUGUAGCAUUUAUAUCUAAGGAUGAUAAAUAAAUUAUCUUUAAAAUUGAAACAGAGAGAGAAAGAGACUAUAUUAAUCGAUGAAAAAUGGGGCAGUAACAUAUAUUUAUACUGGUGAGGGAAUGAACCGAAAUUUAUUAAGAGUUCGAUCCCCACAUUUAUUAUGUAAGAUAUGCAAAACAAGCCUCCUAUUAAUAAAAAGAAAAAGUAAAUUUUGUUUAAACACCGUGAUGAAAGCAAAUUGAAAAAUGUUUACCAAAUGUUAGGCUUCCAAUUUAAAGUGUGGAUGAGACAUCUUUUUUGGAAUUGCACACACAAAAUGUCUAAUGUAGAGAAUAACAGAAUUUAUUUGCAAUUUUAAUUUUCCUGAGAUGGCUUUACAGCUCCCACUCUCCAAAUGAUUAUAUGGCGUUUUAGUCUAUUAAAAUUAUCUUGAAAGGUUGAGGGUGCAGCCCAUAUUAGAAAAUAUUUUGUUUAUAAAACUCCUACAGUACUCCUAGUAGUCAUUUUAAAAUGUAUGUCUGAAAUAGUUAUGUAAGAAAAGCAUUUGAAAUUUUUUUACAAUAUAUAUUGGGAAUGUUUUCACUUAUAUAAAUAACUACUGAUAAUAUGACUUAUGAAAAAAUUAUUACUACCAUAUGUGGAAUAUAGUGACUUCUAAACAGAUUUAAUAAAAAAAACCCUACAAACCCAGAAAAUGUGUAUAUCUGUCUUUAGAAAUUAGUGUUUAUAUCACAACCGUGAUUUGUGAAUAAAGAAAAAUGGUUUGUAAUAUCAAAAUAAAAGCUUAGUCUGAAAAGGUACGAA
This is a messenger RNA of Camarhynchus parvulus, 5359 nucleotides long. It is a transcript of the gene RBFOX1, whose product is annotated as RNA binding fox-1 homolog 1. Gene Ontology annotation, biological process: nervous system development; regulation of alternative mRNA splicing, via spliceosome. Gene Ontology annotation, cellular component: cytoplasm; nucleus. NCBI's taxonomy places the organism in Eukaryota, Metazoa, Chordata, Aves, Passeriformes, Thraupidae. Gene Ontology annotation, molecular function: mRNA binding. The coding region runs from base 1577 to 2809 and encodes 410 amino acids. The transcript has 14 exons. The record is from RefSeq and is a predicted model, not a curated record.